UAUAUUUGAACGGUAGUACUUAAGGCGUGAAUGAAAGGCACAUUCAUAACAACCGUGAAAAAAGCUAUUAAGAAUACCGUUGCGUUUGAAAAUAUAUAAAAUGGUGCGUAAAGUUCUUAAAGGUGGUGUUUCCACAGGAAAUACUGUACGAUCAAAUCCAUCCAGACAUUAUGCAUCUCAAUCAGGAAUAACGUUUUUGACAUCAGAGACCACCAGUGCUCAUAUAAAACAAGAGUUUGAGGAAGCAAAUUUCCUGGGCUUCGAUGGAAUCUUCUAUUCUCUAAAUAAGAAAGGAAGAUGGUUACUUCCAGAAUUAAUCAAAGAAGAAAUAGAGACCAGUUUAACGAAGCUAAAGUGCAGUGUUGCCUUAAUCGAAUCACACAAACUUAACAAAGAAAACAAUUGCCUUGGAUAUUAUACUAAUAAAGGUAGGACAAAGACAGUAAUCCCAAAGAAAGGUAAAUAUAUAAAUAGACCGAACGAAAAGAAAUUAAAUGGUGCUCAAAAUAAAACCGAGAGCAAAAAGCGCAGAAGAUUAAGGGGAAAUAACUCUGGCCAAGAAGAGCAGACGACAGUCGAUGCAGACGUUCCUUUGCUUGUGUACGACGUUGUUUAUCCAUGCCCAGCACACAGUUCUAUUGUCUCAAAUCCAAAAUUCAUAAAAAACGAAUCUGACCAUAGUUUAAUAAAACACAAAAUUAAACACUGCAGAAACCAACGAAGGUUUCUGGAGGACAUUACCUCAGUGGAAGAUGAAUUAGAGUUCAUCCAGGACGUGUCUGAUGCUGAUGAUGCAGUUUCUUAUGAAGACGAAAUAUACAUGAACACCGGAACGAGGUCCGAAAUCUGUGAUUUCCUUACACACUCUCUUGAUCGGAACGUUAACAUUGAUAAAUCCAAGCAACGAAAAUUACGAAGUGGGCUUAAAUGCCAAAAGAAAACUAAUGAUGAGGGACGAUUGAAACAUUUGAAGCGUAGGCCUAUACGUGUAGAAUAUACCCCUAAUUUAUCUGUAUUUGAUGCCGAAAAUGAAUCCAUAGAAAUCAACAUACCCAAUUUACCAAGCCCAGAAUAUAUCCCUGUCGAUAUCAUUCUUCCGAAACAUCAGGUUGAAAGCUGCUACCUCUUGGAACACUUUCCAAAAGUUGUCUUUGCGGAAUGCAGUCCUAGAAAAUUUAUAAUUGACAUUACCGAAGGCAUCAAAGAACAACUCAAACAUACCAAACCUUUUAAAAGAACAAUCUUACAAAAAUUUGACUUAACGUCUUUCGUAGUUUUUGCGUUUAAGAAAAUCUAUGAUGACCAUCAUGAUAUCUACAGCGUCCAUUUGAACAUCCCAACCCAUACCUCAACAGUGCGCAUCGAAACUUUAUUCGACAUGAUGUUAACCGAUAUGGAUGAUGUACUGAACCGCUGUGUCCUUUAUUUUGAAACCAUGUCACCAGAGUCAUUCCACACAAAAGACAUCUUAGAUUUAACCUACACCCCCCUUGUCCAAUAUGAUAUUAUUCGACCUUUUGUUCAGAAGACAGUCAACUGUGUUUAUCCAGAAUCUAUGGUUCUUACAGAAAGGUCUUACGAUGUUGAUGCUGUUGAUUUUGAAUGGAUAAUGAUAGAUGAUGACCAAGAAGAACGCUGCUGUAACAUAUGCUUUGAAGAUAUAUCUUCGAACUCCACACUUUCAUCUACAUCACUUCGCUGCUGCGGUCAUUGGUUCUGCGAUGGUUGUUGGAGAGAACACCUUCUUAACAAUUUUAGAGCUGGCCUCCAGAAAUGCUUGUGUCCCGAAUAUGACUGUGAUAAAGAAGUGGAUGAUUGGACCAUGGUCACCUUAGUAAAUAUUAGAGAUAUAAAACGAAGACAAACAAGAAAUAUCACGGUUAACUUGACUACUUCAAACUCCUCUAAGUGGUGCCCCAACAAAAGAUGUGGGCGAAUCAUACAAAACCUUAGCUGCUCUGGUUCAACCAUUCUCUGUAAAUGUGGAAUUGAAGUUUGUUUUAAUUGCAUGAGAGAAGGACAUUGGCCUGCUACGUGUGAACAGUUUUCGACAUAUGAAAGAAAAUUAAGGGCUUACAACGGCAUCGACUGUACCACUAUACCUGUUGUGAGGGUAAGAGGGAAACAUUGUCCGCAAUGCAAUAAUUUUAUUGUGAAGAACGGUGGCUGUCCAAAUAUGAUGUGCAUCUGUGGCACAUGUUUCUGUUGGUCCUGUGGUAGGAAAUCUAGUGAGCAUAGAAUGUACUGUAAACCAAGUGGUCGAAAUCUCGGCACGGUUUUGCGGGACGUGCGUCAUAUUGAGAGAGAGCUUGCAGGGGCUGAACCAAAGAGUAAUAUGUAUAUGAUGGCUGUAAAAUGUCGAAUGUACAGACGCCCAUCACAUAUAAAGGGAUUUAAAAAGAAAUCAGAACAGUUUAAAUCACGUAUAAAGAGCUGGUUAAAAAAGCAAAAUAACGAAACUUUAGGCAUGAAUUCUAUUGAUGAUCUGUUUACUGAUAUUGUAAACAUUAAAACUGAACUGAAUUUUGUAUCAGAAUUUUGCUUCGUUGCUGCAGCUUGUGAAGAGAAUAAGAACAUAUUAAAAUGCUUUCAACGCGCGGCCUCACGAUUACAAACAUUAGGCGAUAACAUAAGCGACUCUUUAGUUAUUAGCAUUUCCCCCGAUUUUAGGAAGAUGCUUUCUGAAUUAAUGUCCCUUAGAGACAGGUCGAGGACAGCCAUCUUAUCUGUGGUUACUUUAAUGUCCAGAAUACAGAGAAAUAGCGUAAGUGCACAGCAGCACUGAAUUCUACCGGUAUUUAAACACUCCAAAAAUUGAAUUGGAUACUUUUUAGCAUGAGCAUGAUAAUUAUUGUUAGCCUGAAUUUUGAAACAAAAUGACUGUAUCUUUUUUUGUGUGCUAUGGCGUUGUUGACUGGAAUACAUCUUUUAUAAUCUAAUGUCUAAAACAAAUAACAAUAAUGUACAUGCAGAUCCACAAGGGGACUGACUGCUAUGUAGAUACGAAUUGGAUUGGAUACUUUCCAUGUUUGCCCAUGAUAAUUAGUGUUAACUUAAAUUUACUAAAAAUUACUUCACCGUUUUGUGUGUGAAUAGUUGAACUGCUUCUUAUCGCAUUCCAGGAUGUCUCCGUAAUAAAAAUGGAUAUUAUAUGAAAA
This is a messenger RNA of Patella vulgata (common limpet), 3158 nucleotides long. RefSeq lists its product as uncharacterized. Gene Ontology annotation, molecular function: ubiquitin protein ligase activity; zinc ion binding; ubiquitin conjugating enzyme binding. Lineage: Eukaryota; Metazoa; Mollusca; Gastropoda; Patellidae. Bases 101 to 2785 code for a protein of 894 amino acids. The transcript has a single exon. Gene Ontology annotation, biological process: protein polyubiquitination; positive regulation of proteasomal ubiquitin-dependent protein catabolic process; ubiquitin-dependent protein catabolic process. Gene Ontology annotation, cellular component: ubiquitin ligase complex; nucleus; cytoplasm. The record is from RefSeq and is a predicted model, not a curated record.